This is a messenger RNA of Colletotrichum chrysophilum, 1203 nucleotides long. RefSeq lists its product as uncharacterized. NCBI's taxonomy places the organism in Eukaryota, Fungi, Ascomycota, Sordariomycetes, Glomerellales, Glomerellaceae. Bases 1 to 1203 code for a protein of 400 amino acids. The record is from RefSeq and is a predicted model, not a curated record. The transcript is spliced from 2 exons.
AUGCCCAAGUCUCCCUCCCCCUCGGUCCGCACAGCAAUGAUGCUGGCAGGCCGCAUGCCUGUGAUAGCAGAAGACGACUCCCUCCCGGCCGUCACGCACCCAUCCCAGGCAGCCCUCCCGUCUCCGCCUCCCUCCCGCAGCACAAAACCGAAACUUUACGGCCGCCCUCAGAAGAUCGCACACCCGUUCCACCCCUACCCGUACCCGACCGUCCCGCCGCCCGCCUACUCCCGCAGCUCCUCUCGCGAAAGCUCCCGGAGCACCGUCAGCACGAGGAGCCUCCUCUCCGGCGGCUCCUCGGCCGGCAGCAGCAUCGCGGGCGGCAGCGGGCCCAACUCGGGCGCCUCGACGCCCCGGAGCACGUACAAGGGCCGCUCGCAGCUCCUCCCCAUCACCACUCCCAUGGGCCCGAUAGAAAACAGGGAUGAAAAGGUGUUGAAGGCAAAGGAACUGAGGAGGCGGAGAUGGUACAUGGUCGUCCUGUUCAUCAUGAUCAUCGGCCUCGUGGUCGGCCUGGCCGCAGGGCUUACCAUCUCCUCGCGCAAACAAACUACAACCACGCCAACAAACACAACCGUCCCAAACAUCUUCCCAGCAGGCUCCUUCGCCUUCAACACGGCCCUCGCAGACGUGGCCACAAACUGCACCGCCAACCCGGCGACGUGGCGCUGCUUCCCCUACGAGACGUACAACCAGUCCCUCACCUCGGGCUCCGCGAACGGCUCCCUCGCCACGUACUACUGGACCAUCACCCCCAGGAACUCGUACACCUACCAGAUCUCCUCGUCCGCGAACCCCUUCUCCCCGCAGUUCGCCAACCUCAGCAUGGCCCUCUUCGACGGCAACUCGUACAACGAGCGCCUCGUCUUCAACUUUACGCUGCCCAAGAGCGUCGUCCCCUCUGAGGCCAUCGCGGCGGAUCACAAGGCCGCGACGUGCGUGUACGCCGACACGGCGUUCAGCGCGACGCUGUGGACGCGGAAGAAUAGCAGCGUCGGGGCCGGGUCGGCUGCGGCGGACGGGAACGUGACGGCCGUGUCGGACGGGAGCAAAUGGGCUAACUGGCCCGGGCAGAUUGAGAUUACGCAGAUCAAGAGCGGCGGGGGCCCGGAGUGCAAGGAUUCUGAUGGGAAUGCGGUCAGUGUGGCGGCCGGAGAGGGGCAGUGCGAGUGCCGGUACGCCAACCUUGGAUUGGGGGCUUGA